UUCACAACUAGAAAUUGUUUUCCAUUCCAUACUGGCACCCAUACUCCCAGUGGCUGGCUGGUGGCUGCAGCAGCUGUGACAGGGCUGUGACAGGACGAGAAUGACCCCGACUGAAGCACAGGGCACUCGAGGAGGUACUCUGGCGCGGGAAUCACGCUCCUCCCACAAGCAAACCUCCGGAAGCCUCCAGGCCAGCUCUUUCUCAGGCCCUCAACAUUCAUCGGGCUUCCGGACACCACUCUACGACCCGGCCACUUCCUAAGGGGGAUCUGAAGGACGCCGGCCAUGAGCGGCCCGAGCAGCUGGCGGCGGGCAGCCACCUUGAUGUUGGCCGCAGGCUGGACGCACUCGAGCCCCGCAGGCUUCCGGCUGCUGCUUCUCCAGCGAGCGCAAAACCAGCGCUUCAUGCCCGGCGCGCACGUCUUCCCGGGCGGCGUGCUGGACGCGGCCGACAGCUCGCCCGACUGGGUGCGUCUGUUCGCGCCUCGGCACGCGCCGCCGCGCUUCGGCCUAGGCCCGGAGCCGCCUCGGCAACCCCCCUUCCCCGGGCUGUCCCACGGCGACAAGGACCCCGCGGCGCUGCCCGAUGACGUAGCGCUGCGCAUCUGUGCCAUCCGCGAAACCUUCGAGGAGGCGGGGGUGCUACUGCUGCGGCCACGGGACGCGGCUCCGGCUUCUCCGGAGCCCAGUCUGGCGCUGUCGCCUCCGGCCGGCCUGGCCGAAUGGCGCUCGCGCGUGCGCAGUGACCCGCGCUGCUUCCUCCAGCUGUGCGCGCACCUGGACUGUACGCCUGACAUCUGGGCGCUGCACGACUGGGGCGGCUGGCUCACUCCGUAUGGGCGAAGCAGUCGCCGCUUCGACACCACCUUCCUCCUGUGCUGCCUGCGCGACACCCCGCGCGUGGAGCCCGACCUGGCCGAGGUGGUGGGCUACCAGUGGUUGUCCCCAUCAGAGGCAACUGAAUGUUUCCUAUCCAAAGAAAUCUGGCUGGCACCACCACAGUUCUAUGAAAUGAGAAGACUUGAAAACUUUGCCUCUCUCUCUGCUCUGUAUAGAUUUUGUUCGGAUCGUCCAUUAGAAGUAGCUGAGAAAUGGCUGCCAAUAAUACUUUUAACUUCUGAUGGCUCCAUCCAUCUUCUCCCAGGAGAUGAGCUGUAUGUGAAAGACUCAGACUUCUUGGAAAAGAAUAUGUCUACUGACAAAAAGACUGAGGAAAUCGUGAAGGAAGGCAAAGUACUCAACCGAAUUGUGAUCCACAGUCCCCAUGUGUACGACAUCUACAUGACUCUUCAAUCAGAGAAUAAGCACGUGUACCCUAGGAAGUACGUAGCCAACAAGAGCUGCACUGCCCACCUGUAAGCUGCACGACUAAUGUACUGUUAGCAAAUAAUGAGGAUCGACUGAACCUAAGGAAUGUACCCAUAAAAGUCACAACGAGGUGUUAGCGGUGUCACGUGCGUUUUGGGAGCCUCUGCCAUUUGUCAGACCACAGCAAGCCAAAUGUCGACUGUAUGAAGUAUUAAAGCUCUUGUCACCAAGAUGAACGGUUUCACAGCAGUUGUUUUAUUCGUUGAACAUUGGAAAGGGGUCUCCUGCCAUCCUCUGACUGUCCCACGUGUUAGCAGGUUUCCCGGGGUGCUGUGGAGAUUGGGCCCUGGAUCUCUUACACUUCCACAGGAAUUAAUUCAGAGAUACCUAGUUAAAGAGUGCUAAGGGUCAGAUGUGAGAUGUCUCCCACUUGCUCCCUGGUUGGUAGCUCUGUUUUGGCAGGCUGUGAGAACUGAGGGACCGGCUUUAGCUAGGAAACGUGGGUCUUGAGGGAUCAAAUCUUCACUCUGUGCCAGCAGGGUCCUUUGUUUCUCCAUCUGAGGAGAUGUGAGCAAACUUUGCCUCAGGUUUCUGCCUCCAUGAAGGUCACUUGUUUCUUCUGUCGUGCACAGUAAGGAAAGUUAAUGUAAAUAAGCAGUGAUCAUGUUUCAUGUUCGUGCCGUAUAUAUACUCAACUUGAUCAUUAACAUACAGUAUUUGGAUUAAAACCAAAUGGCAUUCAUUUUGACAUCCAAGUUGUAUUUUUUAUUCUACUUAUUUAUGUGCACACACACACAUAGGAGUGCAUAUCAUGGAGCAUGUGUGGAGGGCAGAGAAUAGCAUACAGGAGACUGCUGUCCUGCUGCGUGUGGGUCCUGUAGACUAAGCUCAGGCUAGGAAGUCAUAAGAACACGCGGGCUGGUGAAAUGGCUCAGCAGGUAAAGACACUUACUGUGCAUGUCUGGCAACUCGAGCCUGACCCCUGGAACCCACGUAAAGAUGUGAAGAGGGGACCUACUUUACAAAGUUGUCCCUCCACGGGUGCCACAGCACUUGUGUUCUCGCACACACCUAAUGUACACACAGACACUAUAAAACUCAUCAGCCGUUAUAUGCUUAUAAAGUAAUAGUUAAUGAGGCUGGAGAAUGUUUAAUUGAAGUUUAAUAUGGUUAAUGUGGGUGACUAAUGAUCUUUAUUGACUAAAAGGUGAGAAAUGAUAGUUAAGGUACUGGUGUGUGUGUGUGUGUGUGUGUGUGUGUGUGUGUUUGAGACAGGGUCUCUACAUAGCCCUGACUGUCUUGUAACUCACUAUGUACACCAGAUGGCUUCAAACUGAUGAGAUCUGUCUAUUUUUCCCUGCUGAGUGUUGGGACUAAAGGCAUAUGCUACCAUACCUGGCAGGACACAAAUUCUGUCUGUAGAUCUUUGUGCUGUGUG
This is a messenger RNA of Mus pahari (shrew mouse), 2746 nucleotides long. RefSeq names its product nudix hydrolase 19 (gene Nudt19). NCBI's taxonomy places the organism in Eukaryota, Metazoa, Chordata, Mammalia, Rodentia, Muridae. The transcript is spliced from 3 exons. Gene Ontology annotation, cellular component: mitochondrion. Gene Ontology annotation, molecular function: hydrolase activity, acting on acid anhydrides, in phosphorus-containing anhydrides. The record is from RefSeq and is a predicted model, not a curated record. The coding region runs from base 286 to 1359 and encodes 357 amino acids.